This is a messenger RNA of Thelazia callipaeda (thelaziosis nematode), 237 nucleotides long. The record is from the annotation of a GenBank genome assembly. Lineage: Eukaryota; Metazoa; Nematoda; Chromadorea; Rhabditida; Thelaziidae.
AUGGAAGUAAUUCAAAAAGUAAGUCAGUCAGUCAAUAUUAUCAGGUUUAUGCUACCAAGGCAGGGCACUGGGAGAGGACUGCGACCGAAGAAGGAGUUCAUUUGUCAGUAUUGUCAGCGUCACUUCACAAAGUCCUACAACCUACUGAUUCACGAACGUACUCACACGGACGAGCGACCGUAUGACUGCGAUAUAUGCGGGAAAGCCUUUCGUCGGCAAGAUCAUCUGCGCGAUCAC